This is a messenger RNA of Fusarium coffeatum, 2895 nucleotides long. RefSeq lists its product as uncharacterized. Gene Ontology annotation, cellular component: cytoplasm. Gene Ontology annotation, biological process: proteolysis. The transcript has 2 exons. NCBI's taxonomy places the organism in Eukaryota, Fungi, Ascomycota, Sordariomycetes, Hypocreales, Nectriaceae. The record is from RefSeq and is a predicted model, not a curated record. Gene Ontology annotation, molecular function: calcium-dependent cysteine-type endopeptidase activity. The coding region runs from base 1 to 2895 and encodes 964 amino acids.
AUGCACGGCUACAGUUCAUCAGAGGAGUCCGACGACCCUCGUCGGCCUCGCGUCCAACCCGCGACCAAUAACAACAACGAUAAGACAAAGAAGAAGAAGAAGAAGCUUCCGCCUCAAAAGUCCAUCAACCAAAUUUGGAAGAAGUUCUCCAAGCGCAAGUUUCACAAGGCCCUCGCCGUUCUGCCUUUUGACCCUGUGCAACCUCCUGCCACAUACCACUCCAAUGAGCUCCUAUCGGCUGGUUACGAGCGAGCUGCAGAGGAAUGCCGAAGAAAGGUCGAAAAGAUCAUCAAAGAAUGCAAGCGAGUAAACAUGCGGUAUAGAGAUCCUGGUUGGGAUUUGGACUGGGAUCUUAAGUAUGAGAAGGGACAUUGUUUGAACAACCUGGGAACACAAAAGUUUGAGCUGAACAGAACAACACUACUAAGUUCCAAGGCUGCUGUUCCCAAGGCUGUCAAGCGAGUGCAUGAAAUUUUCGAGAAGCCAACUUUCAUGAAAAAUGUUAGUGGUGGUGACGUCAAGCAGGGAAGCUUGGGCGAUUGCUGGAUCAUGGCUGGCCUGACGGCCCUAGCCAGCGUUCCAGAGGGCCUACAGAGGAUCUGCGUCGCGCAUGACACCAAGAUCGGCAUUUACGGUUUUGUGUUUUACCGUGAUGGCGAAUGGAUCUACUCCAUCAUUGACGACAAACUUUAUCUCAAGUCACCAUGCUGGGAUUCUCCUAGCAUGCAGAGAGAUCUGCUGCAGCAGAUUGACCGCGAAGAUAAUGAGGUUGUAUAUCGCAAGACAUAUCAGACUGGCUCCAAGGCUCUCUUCUUUGCUCAGUGCAGAGACCAAAAUGAGACUUGGGUCCCCCUUUUCGAGAAGGCCUACGCCAAGGCGCAUGGCGACUAUGCGUCAUUGGCUGGUGGUUGGAUCGGCGAGGGUGUCGAAGAUCUCUCUGGCGGUGUGACUACCGAGCUUCUGACGUCUGAUAUCCUUGAUAUUGACGAAUUCUGGGACAAGGAGAUGUCACGAGUCAACGACGAGUUUCUAUUUGGUGCUUCUACUGGUCUGCUCGAGCACGGCUAUGGUGAACGUAACGGUAUCUCUGAGGGACAUGCCUACGUUGUUCUAGAGGCCCGUACCCUCAAGUCUGGUCAACGUCUGGUUAAGCUUCGCAACCCCUGGGGUAAGGUCCGCAAGGGUAUCUGGGAGGGUGCCUGGAGCGAUGGCUCAAAGGAGUGGACCGCCGAGGUCCAAGAGGAGAUGGACCACAAAUUCGGUAGCGAUUCUGUCUUCUGGAUUUCUUAUGAGGAUCUCGUCCGCAAGUACUCUCACUUCGACCGGACCCGACUCUUCCGCGACCGCGAUUGGCGAUGUUGCCAACGCUGGAUUGGAGUCGAUGUCCCUUGGAAGGCAGCUUACCACGAGAAGUUCCACAUCAAGGCCACCCAAGACACUCCUCUCGUCUUGGUCCUCUCACAGCUUGAUGGUCGAUACUUCAAGGGUCUUCAGGGCCAGUACUCUUUCCGCAUCCACUUCCGACUUCACUACGAGGAUAGCCCCAAUGCCGAAGACUACAUCGUCCGAUCUCACGGUAACUACCUGAUGGAGCGUUCGGUCUCUGUCGAGCUUCCUGACCUACCUUCUGGUAACUAUGUUGUAUACAUGAAGGUGAGCGCUGAGCGUGAUUCCAAUGCUCAGUCUGUUGAGCAGGUCGUCAAGCGCGAGGCUUCUCAGAGGGUUGAGAACGAGAAGCUUGCUCAGGUUGGUUAUGCUUAUGAUCUUGCUCAUAGCAAGGCUUGGGACCAUAUGGAUAAGGUCACCAAGUUGCGCAUGAAGAAGGAUCAGAAGAAGGCCUCUUCCUGCCGUCAAAAGGAGCGACGCCGAAUGUGGGAGAAGCGCGCUACCAACCGUGAGGUCUCGAAGCAGCAGACCAAGAAGAACUUGGAGAAGCGAAAGCGUCGUCGCGCCGAGUGGGAGGCUGAACAAACUCGUCUUGACGAGGAGUUCAACGCCCAGGUCAAGGCUGAGCGAGAGGAGAUGAGGAAAAAGAGACUCGCUAAGGCUGAGGCUGAGAAGGCUGCUGAAGCUGAGAAGAGGGCUCAGGAGGCUGAUGAUGAGGCUCUGAGCAAGAAGACCGAAGAGAUUAAGCUCUCGGCUAAUGACAAGGAUGAGACUGUUGUUGUCGACGAUCACAAGGUUGACGAUGGCGUCAUCUCAUGCUCCACUGGAUCACCUCACUUUACUCCCAAGAGUGUCGAGUCCACUGCCGACGCCGCUCAGGACAAACAAGAGGUGCCCCCUGUCAGUGGAGGCCCUCCCGUCCCUGUCGAGCAAGAGGAGCCUCUUCCUGUGCGUGCCCGACCUGCUUACGAUUCUGCCGGUGAGUCCUCAGACUCUCCUGUCGAGGACUGGGAGGCUCUGUACAGCAGUGACGAUAUGGCUCGCAAGCCUCGACUUCAACAGGCUGCCGCUGGCCCUGCAGUAGAGGAGUACGACUCUGAGGAGGAAAAGAUGCCCGAGCCCUGGAAUGCUAUCUGCAUCGUUGGUGUCCGCGUCUACUCCAAGGAUGAGAACCUCGAGCUCCGCACAGUCAUGGAGGGUGGUGAGCUCCUCGAGGACGGCAUGGGAUCCAAGGGCGCUGCUGAUCUCGACAACGCCCAGUCCAAUGCUGGCGGUGGUCGCGUCCUACCUAAGGCUGCAACCAAGCCUGAAGAGGGGAGCAAGAUCUCUACACCCAUCAUCCGAAAGGAUGAUCGAUACAUGGAAGAUGAAGGUACAUCUGGAGAGAAGUACUCUUCUAUCAAGAGCUACUUCCACAUUGACUCUGCUUUUACUACCAGAGUUAACUCUCCUGCACCUACACCUUACGAACACGAUCGUCGAUUGGAGUUUCCUCCUUCCAGUCGAUAA